Patiria miniata (bat star) is the source of this 3229-nucleotide messenger RNA. RefSeq lists its product as uncharacterized. The coding region runs from base 296 to 2854 and encodes 852 amino acids. The transcript is spliced from 8 exons. The record is from RefSeq and is a predicted model, not a curated record. Gene Ontology annotation, biological process: netrin-activated signaling pathway. Lineage: Eukaryota; Metazoa; Echinodermata; Asteroidea; Valvatida; Asterinidae. Gene Ontology annotation, molecular function: netrin receptor activity; protein binding. Gene Ontology annotation, cellular component: membrane.
AGUAGGCCUAUAGUAGCUAUCCAUGGCAUGUACUUUUGACGUUAAGAGUGCAUUCUCUACAGCUGAAUCACUUUAGAACGCAUACUAUAUAGAGCUUUCUGAAUAUCCAAGCGAAAACGCUAUUCUGCGUUAUUAUCAGGCCCAGUAAAAAAAAAGUUAUCAACAUUAGCAAAGUACGUGCUACAACUAGAGAAUGAGUGCCAAUCUAUCACGUGAGUAUACCAAUUUUUUUGUAUCCCUUGUCUAAUUUUUUUUCGGUAGGUAAAAAACUUCGACUCUCAAAGAACAGUUAACGAUGACUGAUCGCAAGCGCUAUCUCUCCUUUCUCCAUGUUCUCCUGAUCUGGCUGAUAGUUGUGACUCUCAUGCCGGAAGCUUCACUCGGUCUGCCCUUGAAGAACGAGCACAUGACCAAACGAAGUCUAGACAAUCUCAUACACAAUAGCGGAGCAGACCAGCUUGCAAUCUCAACGCGCCCUGAUCCAGACCCUCCCACCACGAGUUUACUGGCUGUCACGGACACGGAGCCUCAAUGCCUGCUUCAUCACGAGUACGCAGAGAUUCUCCACAGAGGGCACGAUGACAGUGACCCCCUAGUUAGAUCGUUCAUCAACCGGCACGGUGAAAUCAGACAUUAUGUGUGUCUUCCCUGUCGGUCAUGCCCCCCUGGAGUUCGAAUUCUUUCCCCCUGUCAUCGAAGAAGGGACACCAUUUGUAGCUCCACUUGUGUCGAACCCAACUACCAGUUCGACAUGGACCGACAGAUGUGCAUUCCACAGGAUCCAGCACAAGACACUUCUACUCAGGCAUCAUCUUCAACCGCAAUUCUUUUGCCCCGGACCACAGCGAAUAACUUGGUAUUCGUAGUAGAUGACAGCACGGGAGACAGUGGCAUCAUUGACACAGUCGAUCAAUUUACAGCGCCACCGCCAUCACACAAAGCACUUGGAACACAAGUUACUGUUAUAACAGUUGGCAUAGUGACACUGAACAUGCUUGCCAUUGCGGGAAUUGCCCUCAUAUAUAAAAGAGCCAAGUGUAGAAAACGGUACCAGAAGUCUCGAAGUGGAUGCUUCAAUAAUGUCUUAUCGACUCCUCAUGAUGCUACCCAAUCGUCUGUACAGUCUUCAUCAGUACAUAAUCAAGUAGAUAAUAGACCAAACACUACAUCUGAUAGUUCCAGUGAUAGAUCAACUUCCAGAGGGAUCCAGGGAGAAACGAGCCUUUCAGACCGACGUCAACCUCAAAGUGAACCGAGUUCCCAACGAGCCAAGGAAAGUAACCUGAAUAUCUUCCGAGAACCAGGUUAUGAACAGGGUGCCGUAACAAUUAUGGUCUCGCAAGAAAACGAGUCGGUCUCCCCAGCUCCUAUUCAAGUCCUCCGUGGCAAAGAUCCAUACUGGCUUGUCAUGAUCGGCCAGUUCGGCCCAGAAGGGGGCGUCCUUUCUUGCGAAGACUCUGAUGUCAUCUUGGAGAUUCCACCAGGUGCUAUCCCUGCCGACCAUCAAAACCAGACAAUCAUUGCAAAGGUCUCGCUGCGACCAGAUGUCGCUGGACCGAAAAAGAAAGACCCUGACUCCCUGUGGUUGACUCCCCUUGUGGAAUUUGAAUCCCCUGGACUUAAGAGAUUCAACAAGGAUGUCAGGAUGAGGCUUCCACAUUGUGCCCGCAUGAAGCCUGGCUGGACCUUCUGUGUGAACUACACUAAUCCCGCCGCUGACACCAAAUGCAAGAGGCUAACCGAACCUGCUACCAGUAACCGACACCCGGAGGCUGACAGCUUCCUGCUUUCCAGUGACGCCAAAUCAGAGUCAACUUGGUUUUCUGUUGAACAGAAAUGUAUCUUAACCAAGUCUGGAAAAAGCUGUCGCAAGGCUUCUGUAGAAGGUGACGACGUGACUUUCACAGUCGACGAGAAGUACUUCAAUGUCUCAACGUCACACUUCUCUAAAUACUGCUGCACAGGAUGCCAUAAAGAACACCCUCUUCAUCUGGAGGCUGUAGUUUACUGGAUUCACACAAAGGUCCAAGGUCGUGAGCAGAUGGAUCUGAACGUUUAUAUCCUUGAUCCAAUAAAGGAUGCCCGAGUGCGGGUCGACCAGAAUGAACGGUACAGCGACAGCCACACAGGUUAUUACGAUCUCAUCUUAGGCUAUAAGAAGAAGAGCAAGGAACCAUCUCCAAUCGAGAUCAGUGUUCCAGAGGACUGCAUGGGAGACGACUGGAAGUGGAAACUAGAUACCUACAAUGGAUGCCUGCCGGCUAAGAAGGUAAUUCCAAUCCAGUCGCUGAUUCGAUGUUGCUCACCCCUCAUGUUCUCCCGUCAGACAUUCUCCUUCAGCCCCAAGAACCCUGCCAAGGACAAGCAACUGUCUUUCUUCAAGGCGAUAGUCUGCAUCAAGCAGGAGAACUGGCCCGAGGGCGACCCCACCAACAUUCUUGUCACCGUGCCUCUUGCAGCGAAGGAAACGAUAGAAUCUUACUUGAAUGUGAACAACAACAGAGAAACAGGCGCUAUCGUGACAGAUGCCCAAAUCAAGCUUGUUGAAAGCAAACUGUCGGUCAAGAACUGGCGCCCUCUGUACCGCAAGCUGACUGGCGAGGGAGCGGACGUCAAGCUCGGCCACAUCGAGGCCAGACACCCGAACAACACCGCCGAGCAGAUCCACGAAGCUCUGGUGGACUGGCGGACGAGUGCCGGACCCAUGGCCAGGCUCCAAGACCUGAUUGUCGCUCUGGAAGAAGUUGGACACAGGGAUAUCGUGGAUUCCUUGCAGCCGGUGAUGAAGAUGAAUGAUGAACUCAUCGUUCAAUCUGACGAACCGUCGAUGUGUAAAAAAGAGACAUGUGUUUAGAAAAAAAAUCAAUCAAGGGCAAGUGUCGGUGAGCUGCAAAUAAGCGGGGAGAUUUGCUCACCCAGAAAAUGGUUGAUCUCGAAAGAUAGCAUGUCACUUUACAAAAUGCCAUGAGAUACCUGUAUGUUCAAAAUCCAAAUGUCAGUGUCAUUGAUCUAGCACAGCAUAGUGAUCUGCUUAUUGCACAGACAAUUGUUGAGCUUGGAAAGAAUUGCUUAGAAGAAAAAUAGGUUAUACCUUACAAAAUUACAUUAGACUAUAGUAAUUGACCUAUCGCCUUUUGCGAGUUAGCAAUGCCCCUCAGACAACCCUAUGGAGAUUUUGUACAGUAUGUUUUAUUUGUCUCAGUUUUUUGCGCGUUCCGCGUCCAUUUGU